Messenger RNA from Alternaria rosae, 1161 nucleotides. RefSeq lists its product as uncharacterized. The transcript has a single exon. The record is from RefSeq and is a predicted model, not a curated record. Lineage: Eukaryota; Fungi; Ascomycota; Dothideomycetes; Pleosporales; Pleosporaceae. Bases 284 to 997 code for a protein of 237 amino acids.
UUUCGAUCAUGAAGGUAACAUGGAAGCCCUCUGGUAUUGGAAAUCAGUACCAUCUCUUACUCUCCAGGCUCCAAAGCAACGAUCAGAGCCUACCUGGGACUCCCUCUCCAAAAGGUUGUUUCCUCUUCCCUCCCUUUCUCUCCCGUAUCAUCAUCGGAUCGAGCCAUCCCUCAUAUCAAAAGCUUCCUGAUCUUGACCGUCAUUACCCAUCGUUUUACUAUCGCUUCAGGGCCGCAGUACCUCCUCACCAGAACUUGUCAUUUCCCAUCAUACUACCGCCACCAUGAUGAUGCCGACAUACGCCGCCGGCGCCAAAAGGCAGGAAUCCAGAUUCUUGCAAGAUUGGAGGCAGCCAAACAGGACCUCUCCUCCGACUUCUCUUUCUCCUCCCACUACGCGCCCCACUACCCCAUCAUGGCAGUCGUCAUCAGAUGCUUCGCGAAGCCGAUCUUCCUCAGAAACCUCUUCCUCUUCGUCCAACUGGAGGACGGGGUCACCACCUCGACCCAUCCGCAAUCAGGCCGGACUACCACCACCUGACGAGUUGAUGGAAGGAGAUAUCGUUUACCUAACCCCAAAGAAAAUCCCAGACUCCUCCAUCAUUAGGUCGCACCAAAAUCAAAGCGGCUUUGAAAACCACCCUAUAGUCAUCUUGGGAAAAGAGAGACGAAGGGGCACCACGAUCGUCAGUUUCCGGCAGCUCACUACCUUCAACGGCCGGACAGUCGAGGAGAAGAAAACGGGCGAUCGACAACAUCAGCAAAAGUUCUAUAUGAUGGUUGAAAAUCAUCAAGAUGGGGUUAACUCCACGGUCAACCCGGUAGCCAAAAUGGUUCCAGGUUUCGAUGCGUUGAAGCGACGGAGCUACGUCAACCUCUCACCCAAUUCUCGGUUCGAAAUAGAAUAUGAGUAUCUCGAGGCCUUUGGAAACGAUGGACUGCGGAGGCUUGACGCCGAGUCGGUCUCAUAUAUCAAGAGCGCACGAUCCAACACCUGAAUUCCUCUUCCCGACAAUGCCGAACGCCACCGAUGGCUCAUGUCUGAAGGUCCCCGGCUCUUUUCUCUCGGCAAUGCUGAUCGCCACCGAUGGCUUAUGCCUGAAGGUCUCCAGCACCCACCCCAGCGUCAAAGUCCGAAUUCCGAAAGGGUUGUCGUCCUCCC